Molecule: messenger RNA, 786 nt
Organism: Haemorhous mexicanus (house finch)
Lineage: Eukaryota; Metazoa; Chordata; Aves; Passeriformes; Fringillidae
Gene: DRGX
Product: dorsal root ganglia homeobox
Exons: 6
Coding region: 1-786 (261 amino acids)
Biological process (GO): regulation of transcription by RNA polymerase II
Molecular function (GO): RNA polymerase II transcription regulatory region sequence-specific DNA binding; DNA-binding transcription factor activity, RNA polymerase II-specific
Source: RefSeq, a predicted model, not a curated record
AUGUUCUACUUCCACUGCCCCCCGCAGCUCGAGGGCGCUGCCCCCUUCGGAGGUCACUCCGCCGGCGACUUCGACGACGGGUUCCUGCGAAGGAAGCAGCGCCGCAACCGCACCACCUUCACCUUGCAGCAGCUCGAGGCCCUGGAAGCCGUUUUUGCUCAAACCCACUAUCCCGAUGUGUUCACUCGGGAAGAGCUGGCUCUGAAAAUCAACCUCACGGAGGCCAGGGUGCAGGUGUGGUUCCAAAAUCGAAGGGCUAAAUGGAGAAAAACAGAGAGGGGUGCUUCUGACCAAGAGGGCUCUAAGGAAACCAUGGCUGAGGUGGCACCUCCUGCGAGGAAUUUAAAUUCCCCUUCUCCAACAGAUCAAACCAGGAAUAAAAAAGAGGGCCUGGAGAUCCAGCAGAGCCUGAGCCGAGCAGUGGGUCCUACAGGACCUUUCUUCCCUUCCUGCCUGCCGGGGACUCUUCUCAACACAGCCACCUAUGCACAAGCUUUAUCCCAUGUCGCCUCUCUAAAAGGGAGCCCGCUGUGCUCGUGCUGCGUUCCAGACCCCAUGGGCCUCUCCUUCCUGCCCACCUACGGCUGCCAAAGCAACCGCACGGCCAGCGUGGCCGCGCUGCGCAUGAAGGCGCGCGAGCACUCGGAGGCCGUGCUGCAGUCUGCCAACCUGCUGCCCGCCGCCAGCAGCAGCCCCACGCCUCCCGCCAAGCCCGGCCCCGAGGGCGGCCAGGACAAGCAGCCCCCUGCAGCCAAGGAGCACAUGGAAGGCGAGAAGAGCGUAUGA